This is a messenger RNA of Folsomia candida, 2077 nucleotides long. RefSeq lists its product as uncharacterized. The transcript is spliced from 4 exons. The coding region runs from base 141 to 1418 and encodes 425 amino acids. Lineage: Eukaryota; Metazoa; Arthropoda; Collembola; Entomobryomorpha; Isotomidae. The record is from RefSeq and is a predicted model, not a curated record.
GGUCUGCAUUCCUCAUUUUUUUAUCAGCUGGAGUGGAUCGCUGCUCUUUCUUUAGCAGUAUUUAAAUUAGUAUUAAUUAUUUAAAAGUUAAAUACUAUAAUAAUUAUUUAUAACAAGAUAAAUUCACACCUAUUAAAAUCAUGGAACAGAACGCAGAAAUAGUUUCCCUAGAGCAAUUAGUCCUCUGCAAUGGAUUGAUCCUCCCAAAAAUUUUGACACACCUCCCCUUCCGCCAGUAUUUGGCGACUCGUCUUGUCUCCACUGUUUGGGAUGACGCCGUCCGCCGAACAAUCGCCUCCCGUGCCAGGAUUGACCUCAGUCUCUGCUCCAUCGUUAAGAAAGCUGAUGACAAGAAGAAGACCGAAAUUGAGGAGAAGCUCGACUCCAUCGAGUAUCUGAAGAUAACCGAGUUGCAGAUAGGAAUCGACGACAAUUUGCAUCCCACCAUCGUCCAAGCUUUUGAGGAAAUUGGCUCCUGUCUUACAAAGCUAACGGUGAAAAUUAACCUGGAAAAGGGUCCUGAUUUCGCCGACUUUUUCACCCUGUUGACCAGCUCGCCAAAUCUUAAAGAGUUAAUUUGGUGGGGUGCAAUUGAUGAGAACCAUUGUCACAAUUAUACCAAGGUAUUUCCCUCAGUGGAGAAAUUGAGCUUAGGAUUUUAUCGGGGAGAGAUGCUAAAUAUGGGGAAGGCAGCUGUCCUUUGGGUCACCUCAAUUUUUCCGAACGUUUCCACAUUCUCCUGCCUACCCCACCACCGCGAGGGAGUGAUGCGGCAUCUCCUCGGAGUCUGGGGCGACGGUCGAUCCGCCUUCCCCCUCCUGACAGAGCUUACCAUUCACCUCAUGAUAACCGAUGAGGAGAGGCUGGCUCCACUACAAAAUAUCCCAGACGGGCUAAAACUAAAAGUAUUAAAUCUGUCCAUCGACGGUAAACGGGAGACGGGAAGCGUUCAAGUGUUCCAAGACGAGGAUGCCGCAAUCUUGACUAGCAUGCUGCAAAAACAUUCAGCCACGUUGGAAAAAGUUGUCUUAAACUUCGUUAAUUUAUGGAAGCCAAAGCCGGACGUCAUUCUAGUUCCUAUUCCAGGGAUUAAAAGUCUAAAGUACUUAACAGUCACGUCAGAUUUUUUGGGAGAUAUUUCAAUCGACAUCAAACCACAACCUGGUGCUGUUUUCCCAAAACUUUUGAAAUUGAACCUGCCAUACCUUUGGGGUGAUGCACUUAGCAGAUUUCUCACACCAUGCGAGGAAUGGGAUGCCACACAAUUGAAAUGCGUGGAUUUAAACAUCAGAGACAAGCAAUGCAACAUCUGGAUAAAGAGACAGGGUCAAAAGUGGGCUGAAAAUCUUGGAGAGAUUUUCAGGAAAAACUUCCCAACUGCAGAACUAACCGAUUGGAAUCUUCUAUGUAAGAAAUAAUUGAUCAUUAAAAGCACAAAAGGAGUGCAAAAACGUGUUGCUAAAUAUUUACGUGCAUUUUAAGAUACAUGAAUUUGUAUGUAUAUGCAUAAUAUGUAUUGCAUAAUUAUGAUUAAAAACGAAAAAUGCAAUUUAAAAUUAAAUGUAAGACCUUCAACAGAUUUUGUACAUAUAUACAUAUAGAUGUAUACAUACAUGAAUGUAUGUACAUAAUCAAAUUUCUUACAUCACCUUAUCAUGAAACUUAAAUUCAUUCAACAAACUUAAGCUGCAUUACUUCACUUUUAGCUUUCUUGGUCUUAUGCAACAUCUGCAUAAAUGCACUAGGUACAAUAUGUAUGUACAUUGUACAUAAUAUAUCUGUAAGUAUAUUAGGAUAAGGUUAUUGCAAGAUAAGGUGGAUAAGGUAGCUGCCAGGGUUACGUACCUAUGUAGGAGGUACAAAUUUAAUUUAUUAAACAACAAUAAGUAUUAAUCCAAAUUUUUGUCCAAUAUGUGAGCUAUUCAUAUAGCCCAAAUUUCUGUGAUAAAGUUUACAUACAUAAAUAUGUAAGUCUAACUAUACAUAAAUCUAUAUGCAAAAAUAAUGCACUCCUCAGCAAGAAAAUCCGAUCAAUAAAAUCUAUCCCGUUCUGCACGGAUGAAUUUCCUUCCCAUAA